AAAAAUACUUUGUUUUGCAAGUUAUCUUUACAACACUGUAUGUAACUCUGCCCUACAUCCAGUCCUGUGAGUUUACACUGAGUGCGUGCAGAGCAUGGAAAACGUGACACACUGAAAACGUGACACAUUUAUGUUACACAUACUUUCUGUGGUGUUUCGAAAGACAUUUAGAUGCUUUUCUGAUUCACAUUCAGUGAGUAAUGUUCAACUGCACAAUUCUUUGUUGUAUAUUUUUAGAGGAAUGAUGUGGCUUCCUGUAAAUGUCCUGUGUUUUGGGUCUGACCACAGUGAUGGUGAGAAAUACCGAGUGAGUGAGUUUUAGUGCUUAAGUCUGGAAUAUUCCACAGCACAAGCUGCACCAAGUGUUUAUGAGUACAGUGUGUGUGUACACAGCAGAUACUCCUCUGCAUAUUUUCUGCUUCAUUUCCAAAGCACAGUUCAACAUCAGAAGGACAAACUGUACAACUCCUCCUACUUUGUGUCUGUCUCAGUCUCUCCAGUUCACAUACACACCACAAGUUAAUACUGACUCUCAUAUUUUUUUAUUUUUUUUUUAAAUCUAAUUAUUUCUUUUUGUUGUUGUUUUUUAUUUUUUUUAUCUCUAGAUGUUCUGAAAAACACCUGGGCAUAAUCUUAUAGAUAAAGUUAAACCCAAUCCUCUGUAAAGCCACCACAUCAUUGUGUAGUUUUUUCUUGUGUUUCCUUUCUCUGGUUUAUUGUUCUCAGCACUUGUGUUUUCUCUUUCCUCUUGGUUUUCUCAUGAGCUGGUUCUUGGCUCUAAGUAUAACUGAAGUCAUGUGAGAGUGAAGUACUUGGUACAGUAAAUAUUUGAAUUAUAAGCUCAGCUAAGCAGUCCUCAACUAGCAGCUUUACGCUAUAAAAACAUCCCUCUAUCACUCUUUCUGAGUUAGACUGAGGUCAGAGCCACCGUGAUCUGAGACAACCCUGUUUAAAAUUAACUUUGCAUUAUCAGGCCAUCAUACUUUGCACUCUCACCAUGACCGAUUUAUUUAUGUAGAUUAUAUAUCAAUAUCUAAUCUAUGAAUCCAAUACUUUCUCUUCUUUUUUUCUCUUUGAUCACUUUCUCAGGCAUGCUAGGUAUGUACUUGUCUAGACUGAAAACACAAAAACAUUCAAUGCUGUAUAGAGUUCUUCAGUCUGUUGCUACUUUUUUUAAUGGUUGGAGUGGUUCGUAAGGCUAAUCCAUGUGCCUCUGCAUACAUGAGCAAACAUGAGAUGAUGUGUUAAAUGAAUAUUAAGAACAGUUUUACAGUGUAACAUCAGAAGAUAGAUAGAUAGAUAGAUAGAUAGAUAGCAUUCUGUAGUACAGUAGCUGUUUUUGUCCUUGUCUUUGUUUGCUAAAUUUGCUCUGAAUAAUAAUAGUGAAAUUAUUUGUUUUUUGUAGAUGUAGGCAAUGCCAUUUCUCAUUCAUUCAUCUUUAGUAACUGCUUCCAUGGAAACCUCUUUUCAACAUCUGAGCUGUUUGUUUCUGUGAAAGUAAGACAUGUUUUAUGAAUAAUUGGCGUCUACACACUAAUAUGGUGAUCCUGAUCCUGAUUCCUCUAAGGUACACUAACAGCUACCUAGUUCAAUAUAGCAAUGCAGUUAAACAAUCUGAAAGUAAAGACUACUUUGACUCUUAACUUAUACACUACCUCAGAUCACAGUUCCACCAACAAAUCCUUUCUAUUUAUAAUGAGGAUGGGGAUGAUUAGGAGGAGGAGGAAGCAUAUACUGUAUAAGCUAAUAUAGAAGACAUUUAAUUUGCCCUUAAAACUAACACAUGCAAUGAUAAAGUGGGAAGUACUUGUAAUGUAAUCAUUUAUUAUAGGCUGCUAUACUGCAUUUUAUUUAAUCUGAGAUUUCUAUACAACCACAAGGCACAUUUUUCCAUUUCUUCCAGUACUUUCUUAAACUGAUUUGUGGAGCAUUACAUAUGCAUAUGAGCCCACUACACAGAUUUGGUGUAUUGUGUGUAAUAUUAGAGGAAAAUAUGGUAUCUGUGAAUGUUGUUUGUGCACUGUUACACUGUCAGAAAAAAAUAGUACUAAACUAUACCUUUGCUUCAUUCAGGUGGUACCCACAAGGGUACAUAUUUUUGUGUCUUUAAUAUCUUUCAUGCAGAAAUGGGGAUAUCCUGUACCUUUAUAAUUUUCUGAAAUAUCAUAAAUGUGCCACAAUUACUCUUUUAGAGUAAAACUUAAAAUAAAUGCUCCAUGCACCUAUAGGUAAAAGAUACAUACUAAAGGUACAAAAUAUGUUAGAAAUUGGCCCCCCCAGCAACAUAGAACAGUACUGUUUUUUGUUUUGUUUAUGUUUUUUUUGUUUUGUUUUUUCUGAGAGUGUACCUAUCAUAGCUGAUGUUAUUGAUGAAUAGUUAUUGAUGUUAUUGAGUUUUGAUUGUUAUCGUAUACUUUGACAGGUUUGACUACUGUUAUAUAAUUAUGAUGAUGCAAAUUGAAUAUCUACCUGUGAAAUUUAAUGUCAUGUGGGUUUUCAAUUGGCAUGUCAUACUUGCCAUUCAUUAGCAUUCAUAAAUACUAUCAUUUUUAAUCAGGGUGAAUGUGUAGAGAUGUUAAAUGGUCAUUUUAGUCCUUUCAUUAUCAUUAAAACGUUAAAAAAUAUAUUAUAUAUAGAUCACUGUAAUGGUUUAAGAUUGCAUAGUCAGUGGAAUAGUUCAUACAUUUCUGUUCCCUUGUGUAUUUAAUAUUGACUGUAUUUAAUAUUGACCUGUGGGACGCGUUUUCAAAAUAUGCCCUGCACAUUUGUCCCUCUCAGGCUCCCGUACAAGGCCUGCUCCAUUAGCUAACUAACCCGAUUCAAAACCGUAAAUAAAGCUUCUAAACAGAGGCUCAAUGGCUUUAGUGUCUGCAGAUACCAAAAUUGCUGAGCUGCUGACUGAGCUCCAUCAACUAAUCAAACAAACCCAGGAGGAGCGCUCACGCAGUGAACACAACCUACUCAACAUCCAGAAAACACAUGAAAGGAUGCAGACAGAAAACAAAACUUCUCCAUACUAUCGGACAAAGCUGCGUGGACUGUACACCACUGCAAAAGCAGAUGCAGAGGCUGAAUGCAGUAUAUUGCGCCAUGCUCUUGACAAGAUUGCAGAAAUUAAAUCACUGCUGGAGGAGAGACGUAUUGCUGCAAGGAUGGCAGGGGUGUACAGCGAUAGUGACCCACCCAGAAAGACCAUGCGCAGAGGUGUUCUGAUGACCCUGUUACAGCAGUCUGCAAUGACGCUUCCAUUAUGGAUCGGCAAACCGGGUGAAAGUCCACCCCCUCUGUGUGGAGCGACACCUGCAAGCAGUGACUACGUGGCUAAGCAAGGGGAUAAGGUGGCAGCUCGGGUAAAGGCUGUGGAUGGUGAUGAACAGUGGAUCCUGGCUGAAGUGGUCAGCUACAACCACUCCACCAACAAGUAUGAAGUCGAUGACAUUGAUGAGGAAGGAAAGGAGAGACACACUUUAAGUCGAAGAAGAAUCAUCCCACUGCCACAGUGGAAAGCCAACCCAGAGACAGACCCUGAGGCACUGUUCAGCAAAGAUCAGCUGGUGCUGGCCCUCUACCCACAAACCACCUGCUUCUACAGAGCCCUGAUUCAUAACCCCCCACACCGGCCCCAGGAUGACUACUCGGUGCUGUUUGAGGACACGUCCUAUGCAGACGGAUAUUCACCACCUCUCAAUGUAGCCCAAAGAUACGUAGUGGCCUGCAAGGAGAACAAGAAAAAGUGAGCAAAAGGAUGGAAUGGAUGAAGAUCUGGACCUGAUUAAGUGGUCUUUAAGUAGGAGGACUGGUGUAGAAUCAGACUCCUGCUGCAUAUAAUCACUAUGUCACCAAAUGGAUCUGAGACCACGACACAAUCUGAAAUGACCAGCUCUGAUGUAAAUGUACCUGGGAUGGCCGAAAUAUGUCUUUAUAUUUGUACAUGACUCUUGAAGUAUCGUUGGUGUGAACAGUGAAUUCGUAUAAUUUGGGAUCAUACGUGUAUUUUGUACAACAUUCCUGUCAGUGAGGGCCAAAUAAAACAACUACAGAUAUACAGUGUAACAAAAUAAAGGAGAAAAACUUUUUCGA
Messenger RNA from Ictalurus furcatus (blue catfish), 4080 nucleotides. RefSeq names its product SAGA complex associated factor 29 (gene sgf29). The coding region runs from base 2856 to 3737 and encodes 293 amino acids. NCBI's taxonomy places the organism in Eukaryota, Metazoa, Chordata, Actinopteri, Siluriformes, Ictaluridae. The record is from RefSeq and is a predicted model, not a curated record. The transcript has 10 exons. Gene Ontology annotation, cellular component: SAGA complex.